Messenger RNA from Arabidopsis lyrata subsp. lyrata, 658 nucleotides. Its product is annotated as enhancer of rudimentary homolog. Lineage: Eukaryota; Viridiplantae; Streptophyta; Magnoliopsida; Brassicales; Brassicaceae. The transcript is spliced from 4 exons. The record is from RefSeq and is a predicted model, not a curated record. Bases 106 to 435 code for a protein of 109 amino acids.
UGCUUUCCUCUCUGAAACAGUGAAACUUGUUCCGUCUCGUCGUCUUCGUCUUCGUCGUCUAACCAACCCUCUACUCUGCUAUCGAAGUCAAACUAUCACUUGAAGAUGGCUAAUCACAACAGUAGUAGGCACACCAUCAUCUUGUUGCAAAAUUCACCCAGCAGAGCUACCAGGACUUUCAUGGACUAUGAUUCUAUAGGCCAAGCUAUGGAUGGUAUUUGCGGCUUAUACGAAAGGAAGUUGAAGGAAAUUAACCCUUCUCUCAGAAAUCUUAGCUAUGACAUUGCUGACCUUUACAAUUUUAUUGAUGGUCUUGCUGACUUGAGCGCUUUGGUCUAUGAACACUCGAUCAGCGCAUAUCUGCCAUAUGACAGGCAAUGGAUUAAGCAGAAAGCAUUUAACCAUCUCAAGAGAAUUGCCAAUGGAAGCAGAUGAAGAAGAAACAUCAUUUGAAAGUGUCUGUCUACCUGAAGAAAGAUAAAAAGCUUAUUAAGAGAGGCCAUUCAAAAGCAUCAUCACUCGUGAUUAUAUAUCUGCCAAUGUAACAAUAAUUAUUAUGCAUAUAAAGAGUAUGGUGUUGUGGUUCUCUUGGAUUUGUUAAACAUGAAAAAUAUUGUUGUUAUCCAUAAUAAUAAUUGUUACAUUUCUAAUUUUUAUA